CCUAUGUCACUUUUGUUGUGUGGCUUUAGAUCUGUAAGAGCGUAGGCUAAAAUUUUUGACUUCUCUAUCUAGAGUUUGCUAUUUUAACUUCUCUUUGUGUAAAAGUUCAUAAUCAGUGAUAGUUUCCUCAAGAAGUUGAAGUUAGAUUUUGCUGUGAUUGAAGUUUUGUCAUUCUCUGAUGGUAAUAGAGAUUAGUUAAUCUAUACAAAAGCAGUCAAAAGAUGGCACAGAGUUCUGAAAAUGUUCUUCCUACUCUACGAGAUUUCUUCGAUUCUAAAAAGGCUGGGGAAGAGGACGAGUUUUUGUUUUAUCGGGCGCUUAACUCCUCGUGCAAGAAACCUCCAAAACCGGGAAACAAGGCGAAGGAGAGACAUGGUUUCUUCAAUCAGGGAUCCAAGGAGAGAAGAAGAAGGAAAAUAUCAGAUGCUGAAAAGUUUUCAGUGGAACAAUAUUCUUCUGGUGGUUUUUUCGGUGUACGGUUGAACACGAAUGGGAGACAACAACAACAACAACAACGAUUAGCUAAGCCUUUAGUUACAGAGAGAAACAUGGAACCGAGGUUGCAAAAGUCACUCUCUGCUAGAAUGCAAUUCCCAUUUAUGCCUUCUUCAAAGGGAAGCAAUGAGUCUUCUUCUACUAAUACUUCAAGCUCAACGAGCUGGUUUAACCGUAUCAAGAAAAUGUCCAAUCCAUUUUCAAACAGAAAUCCUCUGUUACCAGAAUCAGGCCAAGAAAUGUUCUCAAGAAACAAGUCUUCACCUGUUCAUCUACAUGCUCAUCUAAGGAUGGAAUAUGAACUUGGGAUGCCUGUUUUCAUAUUCUCGCUAGACCUCCCGGAUGAUGUAUAUAUGGCCAGUACAAGAAUGGAUGAUAAGGAAUCUCGGUUUGUCUAUUCGUUUAGCUACAUUGGAGGUAGAAGCAAUAAGAAUGUUUCAGGUAAAGAAUCUUCACUAAUAGGACAGAUGCAAGUUUCAACUCAAAUCUGCUUAGAGCAAGAACCAUAUGAAGAAGAUCUUGUGGCAUCAACUGUCUCUGAAUUCGUUCUUUUCGACAUUGCACGCGCAAGGAGAAGUGGCUUCAAGCAUGAAAACCUGUCAAGACAAAACAGUUUCAGACGAGGAUUGAUAUUUUCAGAAACAGAGAACUCUGUAUCUGAUCUACUACAAGAAAAGCUGCCAAGGCAGAACAGUUUCAAUCGAGGAUUGACUCGUAGUCUAUCAAAACAUUCAGAGAACACUGCAUCUGGUCCUUGGCCUGUCUCAGAUUUACAUCCAGGACUUGAGAUUGCAGCAAUUGUUAUUCAAGACUCUUCUUCAAACAGCAAACUCUCGAGUCGUGAGAUGAAAGUCAUAGUUCCAACAGGAAACCACGGUUUGCCUGAUACCGAAAACUCGUGUCCUACGCCGAUACUGCAAAGAUGGAGAUCAGGUGGAGGUUGUGACUGUAGCGGAUGGGACAUGGGAUGUCACCUUUUUGUCCUUGAAUCUCCAGAACUCAUCAACAAUCAUCAUGGUUUGGAACUUUUCAUAGAGAGUGGGAAAGAGAUCACACCAGCAAUGACAAUGACAUGUAUCAGAGAAGGACAUUAUGAGGUAAAAUUUCACGCGAAGCUCUCAGCAUUACAAGCAUUCUCAAUCUGUGUAGCCGAGCUGCAAAGAACUGAAGUCUCAAGAGGAGAAAGAAACAUAUCUUUGUCUAGAUGCAGUUCACUCAGAGAGCUUAUUGAAAUGGAAACUCCGAUGAAUACAAGAGAAGUCCUUCCUUCUUUCAUGCCUAAUGUCACAUUCUCUCCAAUCUCAAGGGUUUAAAAACACAUCACAAAGUAAUCAAUCUCUAGUCCCUCUUAUGUGCAUAUAUAGUCACUAUACAUACCAUACAAAUAAAUAUCAGCCAGAAUCUAGCUACCGGGAUAUUAUAUAUUAGUGUUUAGAACUUUAGCAUCAUAAAUGUUUGUUCUUCUUCCUCAUGACUCAAAGAACCCGUUUCUUUCAAUAUUAUCUAUCUUUCUUGUUCUUGGUUUCAUUGUCAUAUUCAACGCAACUGAGUUUGAGUUACUCGGUUUAGUUUGUAAUGACUGUGCUUCUUGUA
Arabidopsis thaliana (thale cress) is the source of this 2088-nucleotide messenger RNA. RefSeq lists its product as hypothetical. The transcript is spliced from 3 exons. Lineage: Eukaryota; Viridiplantae; Streptophyta; Magnoliopsida; Brassicales; Brassicaceae. The record is from RefSeq and is marked reviewed. Bases 222 to 1808 code for a protein of 528 amino acids.